AUGCCGUCAUCCCAGUUGAUGUCACUUGAGCCUGCUCCAUAAGUUAGCGUCAAGGCCAAGAUUGUCGCAACGCAAUCCAUCUCAAUUUUAGUUCUCUGGUCACUGCAAGGGUCUAUCUUGGCUUCCUCUCUUCGAAUUCAUUCAGCACGGCGAUUUAUCUGAGGGUGAAGAAAGCUUCACCAAACAAGCUCCUGUCUUGUACAUGAUUCGCUUAGUCGUCGCUGUACACCAAGUGUUGGUCAUCAUCUGUUUCUUAUCGCAUUACCAGCUCCUUUGACAAGCACCUUAGCGACCUUUCUAGGUCUACAGGAUCCCAGUUGCGGGACUUAGGUAGUCAGUCGCCAUGGCUCUAGUGCCGUUCAACGACCGAUCCAACACAUCCCCGCCAGAGAGCUCCUCGAUAACCGACAGCAGGAACAACGGGCUUGUGGUGUGGGAAGGGACCAUCGACGACACGGACGACCUCGCGUUCGUCGAAGCACUCGAGCUCGCAGAGGCCUCGGCCAAGCGACGUCGCACAGGGGAAUCUGCCGGUGACCGUCAGCGGCCCGGUCGGCAGGCGGCUGUCGCCGGUGCAGGGAACUCUGUUAACGAUGGCGACGGCUUGAGAAGAAGCGCCGGCGGUGGUGGGGGUAACGGUGGAGGCUGGAGCGGAGGUGGAGGCAACGGUAUGAGAAGUAACGGCGUGAACGGCGUGAGUAGGAGCAGCGUGGUCAUCACCGAAGUGACUCCGAACGCUUCUGCUGGUGUGCCUCAGUGUCAGCAAGGGCAGCAGCCGAGCCAGCAGGGUCGACAACAACAGCAGCAACAACAACAUCAUCAUCAGCAGCAGCAGCAGCAGCGAUGGCAAAGACAGCAAGCUGAGUCGAGGCAAGGAGGAGCUACCCUGAGGCGCUGUGAGGGAGUACAGUCAGGCGCUGGAGCGACAGGUGUGGCAAGUGCUAGUGGUGCAGUGGUUGCUUCCUCCUUCUCCACCCAACCUGCAACUCCAAAUAGGUCUGGUAACCGUCCUUCUUGGAACAACCAACAGCAGCAGCAGCAACUGCACCAGGAGCAGCAACAACGGCAGCAACAACAGCUAGGGAUUGUUCCCUCAAGUGGCUAUGGUGCUCCUGUACCUGCGGCUGCAUCUCCAUCUCCCAACCUUCUCCCAGCGCAGCCACUUUCACCUGCGCAGCCUGCUCAACCUGUCGUCAUGCGGCCAGCAGACUUUCGGAACAUGCAGUCUGCUGCACUAGAUGUUCUUGAGCCUGGUGACUACAUGGUCUUGCAAGGGAAACCAUAUAUUAAGAAAUCAGGCUGGCGCAAAAUUGCUUUUUUCUUCAACGUGUCGUUCGAAAUACGUGACAAGACCAUCGAGAGGGAUGAGCGUGGCAACGUUACAAGAUCUGAGUUUUUAGUCCGAGCCAGCAUGUCUUCUGGCAGGUUUUCUGAUGCAUGGGGUUCAUGUGACCGAGGAGAGAAGAGGUUCAGCAAACCAAACCAUGACAUUCCAGGCACUGCUGAGACCCGAGCUAAGAGCCGAGCAUGUCAGGACCUCUUGGGGAUUGGAGAGUACAAGCAAUAUCGCACGUGACGCGUGUCAACCUUUUUGUUGCUGCCAGAUGUGUUUGUUGAUGCUGGUGAUAUCUUUCCGCGUUUUGUGGAAGGUCAAAUUGUAAUGAAGUUGUUAACGUUAU
This is a messenger RNA of Closterium sp. NIES-67, 1679 nucleotides long. The record is from the annotation of a GenBank genome assembly. Lineage: Eukaryota; Viridiplantae; Streptophyta; Zygnematophyceae; Desmidiales; Closteriaceae.